Gryllus bimaculatus (two-spotted cricket) is the source of this 608-nucleotide messenger RNA. NCBI's taxonomy places the organism in Eukaryota, Metazoa, Arthropoda, Insecta, Orthoptera, Gryllidae. The record is from the annotation of a GenBank genome assembly.
AUGCGACAGUCGCGUGCCGCUGCCGAACGCACCGCGCGCACGCACGACGGCGCAAAGCGCCCGCCGCCACGCGCCGCUCACAGCACGCCGCGCCCCGCGCGCCCGCCGCGCCACGCCUGCCGCGCGCGCCGUGCGGUCGGCUCGGGCCCCGUGCGCCCUGGCCGUGCGUUGCCGCCGAGUGAUUUUUGUGGACGCCUGUCGAAGACUCGCCCGUCGAGAGGUGAUACCGUGUUUUCACUGCUGGAAGACCUUCAAGCAAUUCAAGUUGAAUACUUUAACAUGGCUCCUGAACUGUUAUGUUCUAAAGAGAAAAUAUUCAUCUAAAUCCAGUGUUCUGAAUAAAAGGUUUUAGAGAAAAAAAUAAAAUUGUCCUCCAUAAAUUUAUUGUAUCAUAUUAUUAUACCAUUCCACGAACAUAUUGACAAUACAUAAGCCCUAUAAACUUAUAUUUUGCUGGAAUUCUCGUUUACAUUAAUAGUUCUUCACAGUCCGACGUUUUUAUGACGUCUGUACGGUGAAUUCUCAUCCAAAGUACAGUGUCUCUUGUGAUUCUCAACUAGAGUGAAGAGCAACAAACAGAAAAAGUGUUAAUGUCAAAUUAGUUGGUG